Messenger RNA from Cucurbita maxima (winter squash), 832 nucleotides. RefSeq names its product protein EARLY RESPONSIVE TO DEHYDRATION 15-like. Lineage: Eukaryota; Viridiplantae; Streptophyta; Magnoliopsida; Cucurbitales; Cucurbitaceae. Bases 202 to 528 code for a protein of 108 amino acids. The transcript has 2 exons. The record is from RefSeq and is a predicted model, not a curated record.
UUUUUCUUCCCUAUAAAAACGGCCCUCUCUUCUUCAACUUCGGUAACCCCAGUUGUGGACUUCGUUGAAAUUGUGAGUCUCUCAGGAAGAGGACAAGACUGCGAAAUUUCCCACUGGUUUUUCAAUUUGGUCAAAACUGAAUUCCCCCGUUCUCUCUCAGAUCUGGUCCGUAGAUCAAUUGUAGAGUUGCAUUCCAAAACAAUGGCUCUAGCAUCUGUUGAUGGAAGAUCAAAGCUAAACCCGAACGCCCCACUUUUCAUCCCGGCUGCAUACCAGGUGGAGGAUUUCUCCCCACAAUGGUGGCAAUUGGUCACAACCUCGACAUGGUACCGCGAUUACUGGCUCAGCCAACACCAGGAAGAGAGUGACUUCUACAUGGACGGCGAAGAUGAUUUCAGUACCGACAUUGCUGAUUUUUUGCCAGAGGCAUUUGAUCUCGAUGCGAGCGAAGAACUCCGCACCAUGGAAGCUGAAUUUGAGGAGUUCAUUCAAGCUUCCCUUACUGAAGGGUACCACCUUGAGAAGUAGUAGCUACCUUAAGAAGGUGACCGUAAGAGACUUCCUUCCUUCAUGAUCAGCUUGCAUUUUCAGGUUUACCAUGUUGAUAAGAUAAGCGUAUGAAGCAAUUCGCAGUUUCAUUUUUCUUUCUUUCUUUGUUUCUUUCUUUUUAUCUUCUUUUUAAAGUAACUUGUUUACAAAGCAAGGUUGCUAGUUUUGCAACAUUUGCUAGCCCAUCUUGUUCAUUAUAUAAGUGUCCCCGAAAAAUUGUAAAAAAAAAUGGAAAUAGUUUUUAAUGAGAAAGAGAUCUUCGUUCUCUAGGAUUUUAUUUUGA